AUGGAGUUGAACUUCAUAACAACAUUAAUAAAACACGAUGUGAAUCACAAUGUGAAACAGUGCUUCAAAUCAAAGAAACCUUUCAUAAGCAGAAAGGAAGAGGUAAUGGCGAUAAAAAACAAAUUUCCCACCAAAAUACCCCUAAUAGUAGAAAGAUAUCAUAAAGAAAGAAAUCUACCAACGUUGGAUAAAUCAAAGUUCUUAGUUCCUGAAGAUAUCACCAUGUCACAGUUUCUAGUUAUAAUACGAAAUAGGAUACGAAUCAAACCAAACCAAGCCUUAUAUCUGAUAAUAAACAACAAAUCAAUGCUGAGUAUGAGUCUGACAAUGGCACAGGCAUACGACAACUAUGGUGAUGAAGAUGGGUUCCUGUACAUCACCUACGCGUCACAAGAAGUCUUUGGAUAUAAAGAUGAAAUGAAUAUCAAGCAGUCUAACCAAGAGGUUCAGGCAAUCAGACAUAGGUUUCCAAAUAAAGUGCCCCUAUACGUGGAGCGAUACUCGAGAGAACGAGAGGUGCCCGCUUUAGGCAGAAACAAAUUCCUAGUGCCACAAGAGCUCACAAUGUCCCAGUUCCUUUACAUAAUACGGACAAAGAUGAAAUUAAGAGAAUCACAGGCGCUGUAUUUGCUGGUGAACGACAAAGUGCUCGCAAGUCACAGUAUGACGAUGGCGCAGGCGUACGAGCAGUUUCGAGCACACGACGGCUACUUACACAUCACGUACGCCGCACAGCAAGUUUUCGGAUGA
This is a messenger RNA of Spodoptera littoralis (African cotton leafworm), 750 nucleotides long. Lineage: Eukaryota; Metazoa; Arthropoda; Insecta; Lepidoptera; Noctuidae. The record is from the annotation of a GenBank genome assembly.